Gambusia affinis (western mosquitofish) is the source of this 4199-nucleotide messenger RNA. It is a transcript of the gene fbxo10, whose product is annotated as F-box protein 10. Gene Ontology annotation, molecular function: protein binding. The transcript has 11 exons. Bases 346 to 3279 code for a protein of 977 amino acids. Gene Ontology annotation, biological process: regulation of apoptotic process; ubiquitin-dependent protein catabolic process; protein ubiquitination. Lineage: Eukaryota; Metazoa; Chordata; Actinopteri; Cyprinodontiformes; Poeciliidae. The record is from RefSeq and is a predicted model, not a curated record.
GCCUUGAAAUUGCGCGUGCGCUCGUGUGCGUGUGUGGAGUGGAUGAGGAAGAAGGGAAGGGGAGGUCGUAAAGGUAAACGCCCACUUUAAGAAGGCGGAAGAUGGAGAUUUGUGUUCGCCUGCUGCCGUAAACUGGAAACCUAUUUGGUCUGAGCUCCAUAUUUCGGUGGCACAUCUGCAGUCAUGAUAGGCUGCAGUGAACUACUGCAGCGGCGGCGGCUGUGAGGAGACUCUCCCCCCGGCAUGCAGACAUGGAGCGCUCGGUAAACAGCUGUUGGAAACGUCGAGCCGACAUGUGUUGAUCCGUCGAACUAUGGCGAACUGUUGAAAGGUGUCUCUGCUGCCAUGGAGGUGGGUAGUCUCCCCGUGGAGCUGUGGAGGGUUAUCUUGGCUUACCUCCCCCUCCCUGACUUGGGCCGCUGUUGCCAGGUGUGCCGUGCCUGGAGGGAGCUCAUCUUCUCACUUGAUAACACCCGCUGGAGGCAGCUAUGCCUGGGCUGUCCCGAGUGCCGGCAUCCCAACUGGCCCAGUCAGCCCCACCUGGAGCCCCCGUCCUGGAGGGAGGCCCUGAAACAGCACGCUCUCGCCACCCGAACCUGGACCAGAAACGGACAGGAGCUCCAGUCUUCCGCCUGCCUGCUCUUUUUCCGCAGACGAAAGGAUCGCAGGAUUUGGCAUGUGGGCCCUGGGUGUGAGUUUGAGACCCUUCGAGGGGCUCUUGGUGUGGUGGGGCCCUACGACCGUGUGGUCCUCCAUCCAGGGGUGUAUGAAGAGCAGGCGGAAGUGGCCCUGAAAGUGCCUGUGGAGCUGGUCGGUGUGGGGCGACUGGGUGAAGUGGCCCUCCUGGUUUGCAUUGAGCAGCAGUGCCCGACUGCCAGGCUGUGUAACCUGGUGUUUAUGCCACCCUGGUUCUCCACUGUUGUCUACAAGACAUCAUGGGGUCAUGUUCAACUCGAUAACUGCAAUUUUGAGGGAGCCCAGCUGCAAAUCCGUGGUCCUGGGACGUGCCAGGCUCGAUUUUGCUCCUUCUCCCAGGGUAGCUCUGCCCACUUGCUGGGUGUUGUCCUAAGUUUGUUGGACAGCUGUGAUUUCUCUGGAAGUGACACGGCUUCUGUGACUGUGGAGGGUCCUCCGGCAUCAGAAAGGAACUGGGCUUGCAAACACUUGGCUGCUCUGGCUAGGUCAUUCCCGUCUCAGUACAGCAGCACUCCCAGAGGUCAUGAAGGCAGCUCCAACAACAAGCCUGAACCUCCUGGUGGUAAUGUAAAAAAGGAGAACAUAAGCAUGGAGGACUGGAAGAGACGGACUGGUGGAGAUGCAGUGUGUCGGGGCACAGUUAUUGAAGAUCCCUGGAGUGACGGUGAGCACAGCGAUGGGGAGGAGAACCAGGAAGGAACUGACAACACCAAGAAGCUCUUUACGCUGGAUUACAAAAUCCUUUAUGACCACCAUGGGCUAUCCCAUUUACUGAAGCCUCGGGCGGAUGGCUCUCUGCCUCUUGCCUCCUCACCCGACCCUCCAUCUGUGACCCCUGAACCUCUCACCCUGCAGCAGGAGCUAGACAGGGACCCUGAGGCUCAGAUGCUGGCAUCAUCGAUCCUCGGCUGCAUCGUGAGGCGCUGCGUGUUUAGGGACGGGAAGGGCGGUGUACAUCUGUCAAACUAUGGACAAGCUCGACUGGAGGAAAACUUAUUCCGCAGCCUCAACUACGCCGUCCGGUGCAUCCAGCAUUCCACAAUUGUGAUGCUAAGAAACGAGGUGUGCGAGUGCCGUGCUUCCGGUGUGUUUCUGCGCCUUUCUGCUCAGGGCCUCAUCGCAGAAAACAACAUCCACUCGAACGGGGAGGCUGGGCUAGACAUCCGAAAGGGAGCUAACCCCAUCAUUCUGUGCAAUAAGAUACACAGCGGUUUACGUUCUGGUGUUGUUGUUCUUGGCAAUGGGAAAGGUUCAGUUCGGAGCAACCUGAUCUAUAAUAACAAAGAAGCCGGUGUGUACAUUCUUUUCAGCGGGAAUCCAGUGGUGAGUGGAAAUUGCAUCUUCCAAGGCCAGGCAGCAGGAAUUGCUAUAAACGAGAAUGGCAGAGGGCUGAUAACAGAAAAUGUGAUAAGAGAGAACCAGUGGGGAGGAGUUGACAUCCGCAGAGGAGGUGACCCAAUACUGAAGAACAACUACAUCUGUUUUGGCUACUCCGACGGCGUGGUGGUGGGAGAGAGAGGGCGUGGACUUAUUGAGGGAAAUCAUGUAUAUUGUAAUAAAGGUUGUGGCGUGUGGGUUAUGUCCUCCAGCCUCCCCCAGCUUUUGGGGAACUACAUCAUUCAUAACUGCAUGUACGGACUGGCGGUGUUCUGCAGGAAGGAUCCGGACAACAUUGAAGCCAGGGAGGGGAACUGGCCUGGUCAGGAAGGGAUGGGUGGAGAUGUGGGCAAUGCGGAAAGGAGAGGAGUUGAAGGAGAGGCCAGGGAAGGGCAGGAGAACUUCAAUGAAGAGGGGGAACUGUUCGCUUGGGAGAGUGAUCUGGACAGCGAGGAUGAGCGGCACUCUGCUCGGCGCUCUAUCAGUGUGGCGCUAAUGGAGGGCAACUGUGUGAGCUACAAUGGAGCGGUUGGCCUGUAUGUGAAGAGCAGCGAGGCCCUGAAUGUUUUUGCAAACCUUAUGAACAGAAACUGCGGCCCGGGCGUUGCUGUGCUGCAGAGCACCCAGCUGACCCGGCUCGUCACUAACUGCAUUGUCGAAAAUGACCGGGGUGGCGUAACAGUGGAGAAGGACUGCAGAGUGGAGCUCCGCGGUAACGGCAUCUAUGAAAACAGUGGCCACGGUGUCAGGUUUAGUGGCAGCGGUCAGAUAGUGGAGAAUGAUGUGGUCAGUAACUGUGGAUACGGCAUCCAGGUUUCUGCAAGCACCGAUAUUAAGGUGGUUCGUAAUCGUGUCCAACCAGCACAGGGUUGUGGUAUUGCACUGCUGGGCCCAGUAAAAGGUGUUGUCCAUGACAACAUCCUGUUUCAGGGUCAUCCAGAAAACAAGAAACCACUCCUACACACAGAUCCUGGAAAUGAAACCUGCGUGUUGCGUAACAACAGUAUUCUAAGGUUUAAUAGCAGUGGUGCAUCUUCCCCACCAUGGGUUCUAGAAAACCCACCCCCUCGCCCUCUGGCCAGCUCCCCUACAGGGCUCUCAUCCUCCCAGUAUCCUUCGCGGCUUGGGAUUUCUAUGACGACCAGAGUUGGCACUGCCGUAGAAAGCGGAUGUCACAGCGGCAGCAUGUUCUGCUCCAUCCUGUGAAUUAACGGCCAAGCAUGCAAAAACUGAAGUGUGUUGCUAUGAGGUCCCAAACUGGUCACUUUUUACCUGCUGAUAAUCCAAAAGACGUACUGGCUUUUUCUUCCAGGAUUCAUGAGAUCACCUUUGGCUCUGUAUGUAAAUGUGAUGGGGUUUUUUUUAUAAAUUAGGGGAAAUUUUACAAUAAAAUGCCUGCACACAAGAAUUGAACAAAAACUCAUCCAAAUAUCAACUGCAUGUUUCACUGAAGCUUUAUUUUAAUGGUUUUUACACCACAGACAUUUUAUCAUCAUUCUGCUUUUAAUAGUUUCUGUUAAGGAUGUGCUCUUCAAUAGAUCCCAGCAGCAGGGGAAGGCUUUAGAAAUAACUCAUCUGGUACAAAUCUGUGCCUUUUUUGAUAUUUAAAAAAAAAAUCUACAAUUGUAGCAGGGGGGUUUGGAAAGAUGAUCGUAUGAAGUGAAUAUGCAACAACAAGCCAAAAUUAAGCUUCUGCCUCUUGCACAGUGUGUUGUUUUAAGGUGAGUUUCUGGCUUCAAUGCCAACACUCAUUUUCUUGCAACCAAACAGAAAUAUGGCUAUGGAAAUAUGUGCAAUAUGGCUACGUUCACACUGCAGUCUGAAGUGACCCAAUUCCGAUUUUUUUUUUUUUUUUUUUCCCCCCUUAAUGUGACCUAUGUCUGGGUCACAUUAAGGAAAAAAACUUGAGUUGGGUCACUUCAAGCAGCAAUGUGAAUAUAGCCUAAGUGAACUCUACAAAUGUGCCUAUAGAGUAAAGCUGGAUGUUAGGUAAUCUAGAGGUUGUUUACAGCUUGUUAGUUUUUACAUCCUCAACAGUAAUCGUAAAAAAUAAGGUUUCAAAGUGUCCUCUUUUCUCUUUUGUCUACAAAACAUAAUAAACGGCUCUUCUUUGUGAUGUUUCCAUU